Meleagris gallopavo (turkey) is the source of this 2871-nucleotide messenger RNA. Lineage: Eukaryota; Metazoa; Chordata; Aves; Galliformes; Phasianidae. The record is from RefSeq and is a predicted model, not a curated record.
GUGAAAAUCAGCAAAGAGUGUAUGUCUGGGUAUGUAGAAAUACCAGCACUGUUCAAUAGCUACUUUGUUUCUGUCUUUUCAGAAGACGAGGGUGGCGAUCUGCUCAAGUCGAGCUUCAGUUUUCCAGGGACGCCAGAGGAGGAGAUAGACCAGCAGUACUCAUGGUCGCCUUCUCACCACUUCAAUGAAGAAAGAUAUUCUCCUGCUUCGAGGAAUAUGAAAGGAUUAUCUGGCAGUCGCAACCAACCACAGUUAUGUUCAGCUCAUACUUGUGGCUUAGCAUCCCCUGAAGAUUGUGAACACACCCACGACCAUAUCCACCAUGGGCAGGAACCAAGGCAAUCGUAUCUUCUCAGCCCCACGGAGAGUUGCCCGAUGGACCACCAUCGUUGCUCGCCGCGCAGCUCCAUUCAUUCUGAAUGCAUGAUGAUGCCCAUGGUAAUGGGCGAUCACAUGUCAAGUAGCACUUUCCCCAGAAUGCACUACAGCUCACAUUACGACACAAGAGACGACUGCGCCAUGUCUCACGGUAACCCUAAGAUUAACCGCAUUCCUGCAAACCUUUUGGACCAGUUUGAAAAACAACUUCCUCUUCACCGGGAUGGGUUUCACACUUUACAGUACCAGAGGACCUCAACAGCUGCAGAACAACGCAGUGAGAGCCCAGGAAGAAUACGCCAUCUCGUUCAUUCAGUCCAGAAACUUUUUACUAAAUCUCAUUCUCUGGAAGGAUCAUCCAAGGGCAAUGUCAAUGGAACAAAGGGAGACAGUCGAGGGGACGAUCAUCAUCAUGGACACCAUUCCAAGCAUAGCAAAAGGAGUAAAAGUAAGGAGCGAAAACCAGAAACCAAGCAUAAAUCUGGAAUGAGCAGUUGGUGGAGCUCUGAUGACAAUUUGGACAGUGAUAGCACUUAUCGAACCCCUAGUGUGGUAAAUAGGCACCAUGCAGAUCAUAUAUCCCAUUGCUACCCUGAGGCGCUCCAGGGACAUUUUGGGGAUCUGUCAUUGAAGACUUCCAAAAGUAACAAUGACGUGAAAUGUUCAGCUUGUGAAGGGCUAGCAAUGACCCCUGAUAGUAAAUAUAUGAAAAGGAGUUCUUGGUCCACACUUACAGUAAGUCAGGCUAAAGAAGCUUAUCGCAAAUCAUCACUGAACUUAGAUAAGCCUCUGGUUCAUCAGGAAAUCAAACCUUCCUUGAGGCCGUGCCAUUAUCUUCAGGUACCUCAGGAUGAAUGGGGAGGAUACCCUGCCAGUGGGAAAGAUGAAGAGAUUCCUUGCAGAAGAAUGAGAAGCGGGAGCUAUAUUAAGGCUAUGGGAGAUGAAGAAAGUGGAGACUCUGAUACUAGCCCCAAGACAUCACCAAAAUUAGCAGUUCGACCCGAGUCGUUAUUAAAAUCCAUUGGACAAAGACCACUGGGAGAUCAUCAAAAUCAGAGCUACCUUCAAACUGCAAGUGACGUGCCUGGGGGUCACAACCUGGAUCCCUCUGCAAACUACAAUUCCCCAAAGUUUCGCUCAAGGAAUCAGAGCUAUAUGAGAGCAGUGAGCACGCUCAGUCAGGCCAGCUGUGUUAGUCAGGUGGGAAAUUCUUGUUGUAACUUUUCUUUUAGGUUAAUCACAGAUGCAAGAGUUGCUGCUAGUGGAUGGUUGUAGUUGAUUUUUGUUUGUUUGUUUGAAGUAAUAUCAAACUGAGGAUAUGGAUUGUCAAAGUAAUUUGAUUCUAAAGAAUGUUACCCUUGUUCAUAAUUUCAACAAAAAUAUUCAGUACUAGAAGCAAAGGGACACACAAAAUAACACACAACAACAUUUUCCUUUUUUUUUUUCAGGAAAAAAAAAAAGUAACUGGUAUUUUCAGUUUCAGUCCGCAUUAAAUACUUAAGAAGAUGCAGACAACAUAAAAGGCUCACUCCUACAAAACUUAUCCUCUGAAAAUACCACCCUGAUCUCAAUAAAUGCAGGUUGCCAGAUUAAAAUAUCGAUUAAAAUAAUUAUGCUCCAAAGGAGCAGUGAUUCAUCUUUUAAUUCAAUCCCUUCAUUCUUCUUGGGUCAACGAAUAAGUCCCAUCAAUUAUUCUACAUACAGGAAAGGCGACAUUUUUCCAUUCUGCUGUUUUUAGAUUUGUUAUUUAGUACUAACUCAUGAUGAAGUGAGAUCUGAAUCAGGCCUGAAGUGCAAACAGCCUUAUAAAGUAUGUGGAUAUUCUGCUUAACAGAGUACUUUACAUACAAUUUCCAAUGUUCUUCAUGUUCUUUGGUUGUGACAUUUCUUCCCUGGGCUGCUUCGUGAGAGUAGGAUCCUGCCCUCCUCUCAGAUACGUACUUUACUUUUCUUUGAGCAUUUUGUGGCGCACCUAAGGGUAUAGUAGCUAAUUAUGUGCAAUGCUUAUGUUAAGAAAAUAUAUAUCUUUUAGAGCAAUUUUUUAACUCAUUCACAUUCAAUUUGUAUUGCAUGACUAUUCAGGCCUGGAUUCAGCUCAUCUUACUUGAGGCUUUUAACUGAGGCAACAACUAGAUCUUCCUCUAAAGUUAAUGGAGUGAAAGAGUUUCUUCCAGGACAAUGCACACCCUAAGUGCGCUGAGAGCCCUCUGGAAGUGCUUGUCAGUCUCCACUGACUGUAGAGCACUGAGAGGUAGUAGCUGCCUGACUAAUGCCCUUCAGUCAAGUUCCGUAAUUUAUGUGAGAUAAAUCUAACUAUAAUCUUGUAUAGCACAUACCAGCAUUAGAAACUGUCAGUCAGUCACUCUCCAAACCCUUUUUCUUUUCAUAGCUCCCUUGUGGAAUCUGUCCUCAUCAUUUUCAUGCCUUGGUUUUCAUUACCCUGCUUUGGUUAUUUUCUAUGUUUAUCAAACUCUAUUUUUGGAAAAAAAAAAA